Molecule: messenger RNA, 852 nt
Organism: Rhinolophus ferrumequinum (greater horseshoe bat)
Lineage: Eukaryota; Metazoa; Chordata; Mammalia; Chiroptera; Rhinolophidae
Product: T-cell-interacting, activating receptor on myeloid cells protein 1-like
Exons: 5
Coding region: 1-852 (283 amino acids)
Cellular component (GO): plasma membrane
Source: RefSeq, a predicted model, not a curated record
AUGGUGGUCUUUACAGUAACAUCUGAAGUGGCGCUGUCCUGCCCCCCCAGCGUGGUCCACUCCCCUUACCUGGGGAAGGCUCUGCUCCGUGGGCUCCACCCACUCUGCAGAGAGCCCCUGGGAUGGUCCCUCAGAGAUUGGAGCAGGCUGAAGACAUGGGCGCCAGGCAGGAGCUCAUGUCUCACAGACAAUUCCUCUGCAGGGCUCUGUGUUGGUCAAGGAGACAUAAGAAAUGAGUCACUUCCCAGGCCCUCCAUCAGUGCCUGGCCCAGCUCGGUGGUUCCUGCCAACAGCCAAGUGGCACUGCGAUGCUCAGCUCCUACCAAGGAUGGAAACUUUGUUCUCAGAAAGAACGGACGUCCUGUGAGGUCCAUGCCAUCUCCUGACUCCCCAGGGGGCCUGGCUGAGUUUCACCUCGCUGAUCUAAAAACCAGUAAUGCUGAAGAGUACGCCUGUGAAUACUACCGAAGAGGGAGUCCCCACAUACGGUCACCGCCCAGUGAUGUCCUUUUACUACUAGUGACAGGAGACUUCCAGAAACCUUCCAUCCAAGCCCACAAAAGGGGUAAGGUGACCGCAGGAGAAAAGGUGACCCUGAAGUGCCAAGCGCCAGAGUAUUUGACUGGGUCUAUAACGUUUGCUCUACUGAAGAAAGGAACUUCAACACCCAUACAGCUCCAGAGUCCAGCAGGAAAGGAGACAGACUUCUCCCUUCACAAUGUGACAGUCGGUGACACUGGGAACUACAGCUGUGUGUACUUCCAGACCAGGGCUCCUUUCUGGGCCUCAGAGCCCAGUGAUCACCUUGCGAUCUGGGUGACAGGUAUUCUGCAAGAUUUUGAGGACUUUUAA